Messenger RNA from Saxophila tyrrhenica, 717 nucleotides. RefSeq lists its product as uncharacterized. The record is from RefSeq and is a predicted model, not a curated record. Lineage: Eukaryota; Fungi; Ascomycota; Dothideomycetes; Mycosphaerellales; Extremaceae. Gene Ontology annotation, biological process: N-acetylglucosamine metabolic process. The transcript has 2 exons. The coding region runs from base 1 to 717 and encodes 238 amino acids. Gene Ontology annotation, cellular component: cytoplasm.
AUGGUCGAUACCCACGGUCCCUCGACGAACACCCCCUUCUGGAACAUCAACGUCCCUCCCUCGCAACACACAACAGACUGCCCCAGCUACCUCCGUUACGCCUUCAAAAACGACAAAGACCGCCAGAUCCUUUCCACACCCGACUCGGAAUACCGCCGCCAGUCCUGGCAGGAAGUCCAGCAGAUCAUCCACGAUAACCGGCUAGACUUGUUUUUGCGGGUGCCGAGCGAUCUGAGGCGGUAUCGCGAGUACUGCGAGAAAUUGGUCGAGCAGUAUGGGACGGUGAUGAGCUUUGUGAUGAAGGAGCGGUUGCGGUGGGGGGAUGUUGUGGCGAAGGGGAAGGCGUUUGAAUGCCCUGACGACUACACGAUCCUCUACAACGACUGGCCCUACGGAAUUGACAGCCGCAUCGUUCACCUAGUCAUCUGGAAUAAGGUCGACCACCCGUCUGAACCUAUCACUUCCACCAACCCGAAUGGCGACUUGACUCCCGAAGCCCGCAAGCAAAUCAAUGACUUCGUUGAUGAGACGUUUGCCAGUGUUUGUGGGAAGGAAAAUGUGAUCUGGUUUAAGAAUUGGAGCUCGUUGAAGAGUAUUCAUGCGAUUGAGCAUUUCCAUGUCAUGCUGUUUGAUCCGGACCGGGAGUUUGUGGAGAGGAUCACGCAUGGGGAUGUGCCGUUGGCUGAAAAGGUUGGUAAGGCGGGUGAGAUCAAGUGA